This is a messenger RNA of Leptonychotes weddellii (Weddell seal), 5938 nucleotides long. NCBI's taxonomy places the organism in Eukaryota, Metazoa, Chordata, Mammalia, Carnivora, Phocidae. The record is from RefSeq and is a predicted model, not a curated record.
AUGUCAGAUGGAGAGGAGACGCAUCCCAUGGGCUCAGAGGGCUUGAGCAGAGGCGCAGUGCGGGAGAUAGUUUUGAAUGUGAAGGGUGAAGAUACCGGCUCCUUCUUCCACCCGAGCCCUCUCGCUUUCCGUGCUGUGUGCGUUUGGGGGACGGCCCUUAGGGAAGGGGAGCUGCCGUGGCCCCAGGAGACCACCGUGGAGCUGAGCUGUGGUGCGGGGCCACUGGAAGUGAUCCUGGGCCCAGGGCAAGCUGCAGUGCUGGAUUGUAGUCUGGGGGCUGCCGGACCCCCCACCAGCACCACAUGGAGCAAGGAUGGAGGCGCCCUGCCCGAGCACGACCACCUGCGCCUGCUACCCAAUGGCUCCCUGUGGCUGUUCCAGCCGCCAGCACCUGAUGGCAGUGACAAGGCAGCCCCCGGGGUCUCAGAGGUCAUUGAAGGCAGCUACUCCUGCCUGGCCCACGGUCCCCUUGGAGUGGUGGCCAGCCAGGCUGCAGUGAUCAAGCUCGCCACACUCGCAGGCUUCUCUCUGCACCCGGAGUCUCAGGUGGUGGAGGAGAAUGGGACCGCUCGGUUUGAGUGCCACAUUGAAGGGCUGCCGGCACCCCUCAUUACCUGGGAGAAGGACCAGGUGCCAGUGCCUGAGGAGCCUCGGCUCAUCACUCUCCCCAACGGGGUCCUCCAGAUCCUGGACAUUCAGGAGAGUGACGCAGGCUCCUACCGCUGUGUGGCCACCAGCUCCGUCAGCCAGCGCUUCAGCCAGGAGGCCCUACUCAGCGUGGCCCGCAGAGGGUCCCUGGCAUCCACGAGUGGGCAAGACGUGGUCAUUGUGGCAGCCCCGGAGAACACCACCGUGGUUUCUGGCCAGAGUGUGGUGAUGGAAUGCGUGGCCUCCGCUGACCCCACCCCUUUCGUGUCCUGGGUCCGACAGGAUGGGAAACCCAUCUCCACCGACGUCAUUGUCCUGGGCCGCACCAACCUACUCAUCAGCAGCGCGCAGCCCCGGCACUCGGGCGUCUACGUGUGCCGCGCUAACAAGCCCCGCACGCGCGACUUCGCCACGGCCGCCGCUGAGCUCCGCGUGCUGGGCAUGGACAAUGUGGAAUACCAGUUUGCAGUGAACAAUGACACCACAGAGCUGCAGGUUCGGGACCUGGAACCCAACACCGAUUAUGAGUUCUACGUGGUGGCCUACUCCCAGCUGGGGGCCAGCCGCACCUCUACCCCAGCGCUGGUCCACACACUGGAUGAUGUCCCCAGUGCAGCGCCCCAGCUCUCCCUGUCCAGCCCCAACCCCUUGGACAUCAGGGUGGCGUGGCUGCCCCUGCCUCCCAGCAUGAGCAAUGGGCAGGUGGUGAAGUACAAGAUAGAGUACGGUUUGGGAAAGGAAGAUCAGGUUUUCUCCACCGAGGUGCCUGGAAAUGAGACACAGUUUACGCUGAGUGCGCUUCAGCCCAACAAGGUGUAUAGAGUACGGAUUUCGGCCGGCACCGGGGCGGGCUACGGGACCCCCUCCCAGUGGAUGCAGCACCGGACGCCCAGUAUGCACAACCAGAGCCACGUCCCUUUUGCCCCUGCAGAGUUGAAGGUCCGGGCAAGGAUGGAGUCCCUGGUGGUGUCAUGGCAGCCGCCCCCUCACCCCGCCCAGAUCUCUGGCUACAAACUGUACUGGCGGGAGGUGGGGGCCGAGGAGGAGGCCGAUGGCAAGAGUCCCCCAGGGGGCCACAGAGACCAGGCUUGGGACGUGGGGCCUGUCCGGCUCAAGAAGAAAGUGAAGCAGUAUGAGCUGACCCAGCUAGCCCCUGGCCGGCUGUACGAGGUGAAGCUCGUGGCAUUCAACAAACAUGAGGACGGCUACGCAGCAGUGUGGAAGGGCAAGACAGAAAAGGCUCCCACACCAGACUUGCCCAUCCAGAGGGGACCACCCUUGCCCCCUGCCCACGUCCAUGCGGAAUCAAACAGCUCCACUUCCAUUUGGCUUCGGUGGAAAAAGCCAGACUUCACCACAGUCAAGAUUGUCAACUACACUGUGCGCUUCAGCCCCUGGGGGCUCAGGAACGCCUCCCUGGUCACCUAUUACACCAGCUCUGGAGAAGACAUCCUCAUUGGUGGGCUGAAGCCAUUCACCAAAUACGAGUUUGCGGUACAGUCCCACGGCGUGGACAUGGACGGGCCUUUCGGUUCCGUGGUGGAACGCUCCACCCUGCCUGACCGGCCCUCAACGCCCCCAUCUGACCUGCGUCUGAGCCCCCUGACGCCGUCCACCGUUCGGCUGCACUGGUGCCCCCCCACCGAGCCCAAUGGAGAGAUCGUGGAGUAUCUCAUCCUAUAUAGCAGCAACCACACCCAGCCUGAACACCAGUGGACCCUGCUCACCACGGAGGGAAACAUCUUCAGUGCUGAGGUACAUGGCCUCGAGAGCGACACUAGGUACUUCUUCAAGAUGGGGGCGCGCACAGAGGUGGGGCCUGGGCCCUUCUCUGGCCUGCAGGAUGUGAUCACUCUCCAGGAGAAGCUCUCAGACUCCUUGGACGUGCACUCAGUCACAGGCAUCAUUGUGGGUGUCUGCCUGGGCCUCCUCUGCCUCCUGGCCUGCAUGUGUGCCGGCCUGCGCCGCAGCCCCCACAGGGACGCCCUCCCAGGCCUGUCCUCCACGGCCAAUGCUGGGAACCCCGCACUGUACUCUCGAGCCCGCCUUGGCCCCCCUGGUCCCCCAGCUGCCCAUGAACUGGAGUCCCUUGUGCACCCCCGUCCCGAGGACUGGUCUCCACCGCCCUCAGACAUCGAGGACAGGGCUGAAGUGCACAGCCUGAUGGGGGGCGGUGCUUCCGACUGCCGGGGUCACUCCAAGAGAAAGAUCUCUUGGGCUCAGCCAGGGGGGCCAAGCUGGGCAGGUUCCUGGGCAGGCUGUGAGCUGCCCCAAGCAGGUGCCAUGCCUUCUCUGACCCGGGCUCUGCUGCCCCCUGCUGGAACGGGGCAGACACUGUUGCUGCAGGCUCUGGUGUAUGAGGCCAUAAAGGGCAAUGGCAGGAAGAAGCCGCCCCCAGCCUGCAGGAAUCAGGUGGAGGCUGAAGUCAUUGUCCACUCUGACUUUAGCGCAUCCAAAGGGAACCCUGACCUCCACCUCCAAGACCUGGAACCUGAGGAUCCCCUGCCUCCGGAGGCUCCUGACCUCACUUCAGGAGUCGUGGAUCUAGGGCAAGGGGUAGACUGGCUGGACAGGGAGCUGGGGGGGUGUGAGCAGGCAACCCCUGGGCCAGACAGACUCACCUGCCUGCCAGAGGCAGCCAGCGCUUCUUACCCGUACCCAGACCUCCAGCCCAGUGAGGCUCUGGAGGAGGCCCCCGGGAAUAGCUGCCAGCCAAAGGCCCCCUGCCCUCUAGGAACCAGCCCAGGCCUGCCCAGGGCCCCAGUCCCCUCCUCUGCCUAGCUCCCCUAGAGGGUGCAGUUUGGGGCAGGCUAGUAUGGAUCAUGGGACAUGGCACCCGUGCACCUGCAGUUCCUGAACAUCGUCACGCCGUCUGGAGCCUCCCAGGGUGCUGUGGCUGAGGGGCAAAGAAGAAAUGGAGUAUCCACUUGCCCCCCCCCCCACCCUGUGGCACAUGUCCUGUGGGAGGGACCUGGGAGGCACGGCUAUAUGGGAUGUGCACAUGUGCGUGUGCUAGCUGCUGAGCUGGGAGAUUCUGGCCUGGUGGUAGUCCCUGUGGCCUAAUUGAUCCUCCAGGUCAGGACAGUGCCUCAGAGUGGUCAGUCCCCAGCCCUGUGGGUGCCCCCCCAUCACCCAGCCAUUUAUUACACACUCUGAGAGUGUUUGCAAUGCCCUGUCUGACAAAGACAGCCCCGGCCCAUUUUCCCUUCUGGCUGGGCUGAGUGCAGGAGGCUCUGAACGCCUAGGGUCUUCGUUGCGUCACUACCCAUGACCCGCAUCCCUGUUGCCCAAACUGAGAGGGUGACUCUGGCCCUCCUCAGAGCAGCUCUGCAUUUCAUUUGUCAUUUGGGAAGUGCCUGGUUUUGGAAAUCUGCUUGCCCUGGCUCUCCUGUCCUCUCUUCCCCUUCACUACUCUUGGGCUGUGUCUCCGGUCAGCGCCCGGGCCCCCAGUUCUCCCCAGUUCUCCUGCCCCGUGCUUCCUCCCAGAUACGCUUUCCUUUCCUCUGUCUCCUGUCUGUCCCUGCUGUCUCCCACACCUCUCCCGGACCACCUGCCUGGGCUCAAUCUCUGCAUCCUUCCCUAACAACAUGACUACCUCAUGUCUGCUUUGAGGCCAUAGCGUGACUUCUGUGUCCGCCAUUCACUUCCCCGGCCAUCGUCCUGCCUCUCUUCUCCCUGUGCCGCCAUGUGCCCCCUCCCCAGGCAGACACCCCCAGUGCCCCCAGUGUGAGUUUGGAGACGAUCUUCCAGUUUCCCUUGCAUCUUUCUCCCUGGAUUGAGGUAGGAGGACUCUCCUUGGAGUUGGAGGAUCCAGGUCACACAGGGGGACUUCUGAGACAGGGAAAGGGGCAGGGAGGCAGGGUUGCUGGAUGGAGGGGGUUUGGGACCUUCCUUCCCAGCUGAAGCCAAAUGGGGAGAAGGAGAGUGGGGAUUAAGGGCACCCCAGCCGAGCAGCUUCCCUCCCACUCUGCACCCCUGGAACGGGAGCUGAUGGAUGGGGGUGAGAGGAGUUUCACCCUCUGGGGGCUGACACUGAGGCCUUUGCACAGGACAAGGGUGAUUGGCUCAUUUCAUUUUGUUGGUUUGUUGUUGUUGUUGUUGUUUUCUUUAAAUUCAAUCCUAAAGUCAUUUUCUGUUGACCUGUCACACAGGGACAAGCUGGGCUUCUAUUUCCCGUGUAGACAAGACAAGGCCAUUCAUUUGAUUUUGCACCCCAGCCUCUCCUCGGAGCGUAGGAUGUGGGGGCUUUUCUCCCUAAAUGCAUCUUUUUAACGAUCGGCACAUCAAGGGUUAACUCCGGCUUCUGGGCCAAAUUAGAAAUAACCAGUCUAUCUUUCCCUUUUCUUUCUUUCUUUUUUUUUUUUUUUAAAUGGUGACACGUCUCUCAAGCAGAGUUGCAGCUCCCUCAGACCCUUUCAGCAUCUGUGUUUAUUACACUCGGGUGUCACUCCCGACUGACAUCCGCACCUACAUUUCCUUCCCUCCCCUGCUUCAGCCAGCCUGUGAUAGAGCUGCAGAUUAUUCAUGCUGGUUUGUAGCUCGAAGACGGAAUUGUCACUUGUACCCUUUCUGUGACAUCCAGCGUCACCGUGGCCGCCACCACCGUGUGUUUCGCCACUGCUCUGAAGGUCAAAAGCCUCGUUUUAUUUUGCUGGUUUGAUUCCCCCACCACCCCCCAAAAGGAAAAAAAAAAACUGCCCUGAAUCAAAUGGCUGUUUUAACAGUAGGCUCUUAGCAUUACACCACAUAGUCAUUUUUCAUGUUCUUGUUUAACAGGCACCGAGGUUCUGGUUUAAAUUAAAUAGCUGCAAAUGAGACAAUUUAUAACCCAUUAGGUUGGGUGGAAAAUUGUUUCUCAAAAGCAAAUAAGUAAUAAAUCUGGUAUCUGCCUAUAACUCACAGUUGAUAAGAAAGUGGCCAUUACUCACUAGCAUUAUGUAUGAUUUGGGCUCUGGGUAAUUUGGAAGUGUUAGGUUUGUGUCUUUGUAGCAGUAUUUUUAUUAGAAAAGAGUCUAUUGGCCUUUUACAGGGUAUUAAUCCCUUUGUCACCUACCAUCGAUGCCUUACGUUUUUUGAGUCUCAUUUAGAAACCUUCCUUUUCUUGAUGCAUGACAAGUGUAAUCGGUACCUGCUCAUUUAUUUGUCUGUAUUUAGUUUAUGCUAUAUUAUUUAAUUCUUUUCCCAGCAUUUUUUUCCUCCUCACCAAUAUAUUCUUUAGUGUUAAGCCAAGGCAUUGAUCAUGUAUCUGUCCCUAUAAUGAAUUAAUAAACUAUUUUCCAAAAACGUGGAA